Molecule: messenger RNA, 2994 nt
Organism: Besnoitia besnoiti
Lineage: Eukaryota; Apicomplexa; Conoidasida; Eucoccidiorida; Sarcocystidae
Exons: 3
Coding region: 1-2994 (997 amino acids)
Source: RefSeq, a predicted model, not a curated record
AUGCGCCGCUAUUUAGACGCGUUUGUAUUCAAAAUGUACAAGGAGACACAGCUCGGGGAAACUGGAUUGCCCAUGAAGCGAACGCAAGAUGAAGCAGAGUCGCCGCGCGUCGGAUGCCCACAAGCCUCCCCUCUCCAGCACAUGAGCGCGUUUCAGCGGCCGACUUCAACGCCCAAGCCUGCUCCGCAGCUGGCACAACGCCGCAGAAGCCCGUCUGCGUUUUCGAGGCCUUCCUUCGCUGCGCGCGGCGCGGAAGGGUCAGCUCGACGUCGAGCGAUUCCAGAUCCAGCAGAGUAUUUCGUGGAGGCCGAGUCCAACCUGCGCGACCUCAUUGUCGAAUACGCAGCUCUCGAAGAGCUCCCAAGCAGCGAAGCAGAUUUGGGACAAAACAGAUCUACGGAAGGGCGAGCGCGCGGGCCCGCGACCGCUCAAGAGGCGUUUGCCGCGUGCGUUUCGCGAGGCUGCGAUCGCCGAAGUCGGCAGAAGGCGUACUCUGACUUCUGUCCAGAGGACGAGGCGCACCAAAAUGGAGGAAAUGCGCAGUGUUCGCGUCUCCGCUACUCUACCUUCGAAGUCGCCGAACUGUGGACAUUCCAGGCACAGUCCACGGCCUCCAUCGCGCGGGGGGACUCGACUUUCUCGCCUCGCACUUCGCGGCAGAGGACGCGAGCAGCCGACGCAGGCGCUUCCUCUGCGGAGGAAUCGGCCUCCAGUCUCCUGUCGGCGUCCUCAGAGAGCGACGCUUCCCUCAGCGAGGCGCCCAAGUACGACGCGAAACUGGCCGGUGGCGAACCUCGCGAAACGCACAGCGACCUGCCGGCGGCGGGUGACGGCGGCGGCGUCAACCGCGGAAGACAGCCUGCAGAAAGCAUUCAUCACACGUCAGGGCGGCGCGACGAGCGCGGUGCAAAAGAGCUCAGUGGGAGAGGGAGAGACCGGCAGAAAACGAAGCGGAGGAAACUCCCUGAGUUGGUGCUGGUGGAAACUCCCUGCGGCGAGCCCUACGCAACAGUCGUGCUGGUGCCCCUAUGCAUGACCUGUCUGGCGUCGUCAUCCUCAUCCGCUCGCUCGUCUCCGGAAUUCUCACCCCAGCUGGCAACCACUUUGAUCUUCCGAAUGGCGUUCGCCUACCUCAGCCAGCAGGACAUCCGGCGCGCACACGAGAGGGAGCGCGGAGAUGCGAAGACUCCGUCUUUGGCGAAGGCAGCGGCGGGUCAGAGGGAGGCAACAGGCGGCGCCGAGAAGUGGAGGGAGAGAGAUCAGGAAGGCGGGGAGAAGGACGCUCCGGCGGCGACCACGUCGACCGGGGGACGAGUCGAAAAACAGGCGAUACUCUUUUGCCUACAGGACCAGCUCUGUGAUUAUCCCCCGCUAGAACGUUUCAUUCCUCCAUCCUUGAACGAGAAACGAGAAGAGCUUGAGUCACACACUGUGAGACAGGAGUCACCUUCGUCCCGCUCGGCGACGUCGCCCUCGCCUCCCGACGGCGCUCCCCAGCCGUCGUCGCCUGCGUUAUUCUGUGCGGACUCUGACUGCACACCGCGUCUACUAGCUUCGGCGGUGUCAUCCGCCUUUUCUUCCUCUCACACGACCCCCGUCCCAGGCGCCUCUCCAGGCACUGCUGACUGCGGUCUCGCCCGCGGGGCGUGGCGACGACGACCCACACCGGCGCGCCGUUCAGCUUUGUCUUCUUGGGGAACGAGCGACGGCAAGGAGAUGAGGGGGCGCUCCUCAGGACUGUCCUGCUUCUUUCAAGAGGCGGACGGCUCGCUCUCGUCGGCAGGCCUCCGAGUUCUGUCGCGCCUCCACGUAAAGUAUUUCUCCUCGACCGACAGCUACCUGCCGAGGAGUGCAGCCGCGCUUCCGGGAGCGUACGUCGCCUCGGUUUCUUCGUUAAAAGCUAGUCACGGCGUGAGCAGCUUCGGGCGGCACCCCAAGCAGCAAGCGGGCUUGGCGCCUCUGCUCUCUCUCCUAUGUUACCUUCCCCUCCUCGACGCCACGUCGCGACCCUCGUGUUUCUUCCUUCUCUCCCCCUCGUCUGCACUCGCUUCUUCGGCCGAACGCGCCUCCCGUUUGAGUUUAAUCCCUCGUCCGCUCCCGAGCGGCCUGUAUACGCGAGGGAGCCUGCCGAAUCCGUGCCGACCUCUGGCGUGCGCGUCAUCUGCGUGCGUGGCGUCAGUGGACUCCUCUGCGCGGCUUCAUUCUCUUGACAAGGCGGUCGGGGCGCUCGCGUCGACGCCAGUGGCUCUAUGGGCUUGGCUCCUGUCCCUCCUCCUCACCGUCGCGGCGAGCCCCUUCCCAGGUCUGUCUGUGGCCUCUCCGCAGGCGAACGAGACGCGCGCCUCGGCUGCCCGCUCGGAGGCCGCUGAGACGCUGAAGCGCGCGUUGGUUUUCGUUUUUGAGUUUCUCCCGACGUCGUGCUGCACAGCUUGCUGUGCCGGGCGUCGCCGGAGUGCGGAGAGAGACGGGAGGGAGGCGCGAGGGGAUCGCGGCGGGGGGGACACGGCGCCGCGCACUCGGGAAACGGCGGAGAGAGCAAACGGUGUACAGGCUGCGCAAGCGAUGAGAACGCGCGCCGAGAGCAAGAGACAAGCGAGUGACGACUGCGGGGCGUUUCUCUGCGGAGUGGAAGAGAGCCAAUUCAUUCGGGUCUGCCGCGAAAGGUUCUCUCGCGUUGUCAUGCUUCUGCCGCCCCCCGCGGGGUCGCCGCCAUUUUCAGCCGCGGAAACCGGCGCACGAAACAGCUCUGAAGCGCGACGCGCGGAGGACCGGGGUAAAUCGAAGGACCGGAGAAGCGCUUGCGUAGGAAUGAGGAGUGCAGCAACUCGGGCAAGGGCUGACGGUGUGGAGGAAAGGGAGACGGCAGCCGAGAGUGAGGCAGCACGCAGAAACGACGACGAGUGUGAAGACGCGGAGCGAGCGUGGAUCACAUGGAUUGAGAGAUAUGGGCGUGCGGCAGAACUUACAAACCCGGGAAUGCGUUCUGCCUUCUAA